Molecule: messenger RNA, 318 nt
Organism: Pyricularia oryzae 70-15
Lineage: Eukaryota; Fungi; Ascomycota; Sordariomycetes; Magnaporthales; Pyriculariaceae
Exons: 3
Coding region: 1-318 (105 amino acids)
Source: RefSeq, a predicted model, not a curated record
AUGAAGGCUUACGGUAUCUUUAUCUUUGCUUUGUCCCUUGCUGUGGGCGUAACCGCUCAAGGGGCCACAAACGAGGUCGCCGCUGAGGUGACCGCGCGAGAUGUUCAAAUGCCCUACCUUGACAAGAGGACAGUGAAGCUCCUCCGCAGAAAGAGCUCGAGCAGCAAGGGUAGCAGCAGCUCCAGAAAGAAGAAUGACAGCGGUUCCACAAGCAAAGUUGGGAAUUUUUGCACUAGCGGGCUCAGCAUUGGAACCUGCAGAUUUGACGGCUCGUGCGAUGCAACUGAUAGCCACGACCUCAAUGCCUCCUGCUUUUAA